This is a messenger RNA of Penicillium salamii, 1833 nucleotides long. Lineage: Eukaryota; Fungi; Ascomycota; Eurotiomycetes; Eurotiales; Aspergillaceae. The record is from the annotation of a GenBank genome assembly.
AUGGCUUCGCUGCCCUACCGUCGCGCCUCGCUCCAGAGCUCUCGCAAAGCAUCUACCGAUCCGCGAGAGGAUCUAGCAGUCCACCUCGACCACUACAUUGGCAUUGAUGUCGGGACUGGCAGUGCUCGGGCCUGUAUCAUCGAUGCCAAAGGGGACAUUGUCGGAUUGGCGUCCGAGAACAUUGGUCUCUGGCAGCCAGAGCAUGGCUACUAUGAACAAUCCACCUCUGAUAUCUGGCAUUGUAUCUGUGUGGCCGUCCAACGGGCCAUUAGCCAGCACAAUAUCCACCCAGACACAGUCCGGGGUAUUGGAUUUGAUGCCACCUGCUCCUUGUCAGUCUUUUCCAACGAGACUGAUGAACCCAUCUCCGUCACUGGUCCGAACUUCGAUUCAGACCGCAAUGUGAUCCUCUGGUUGGACCAUCGUCCCGUCGAGGAGGCUGAGAAGAUCAAUGCGACCAACCACAAUCUCCUCCGCUACGUGGGCGGAAAGAUGUCCAUCGAGAUGGAGAUCCCGAAAGUACUGUGGCUGAAGAACAACAUGCCCAAAGAGCUCUUUGACAAGUGUAAAUUCUAUGAUCUCAGUGAUGCUCUGACACACAUUGCCACUGGCAACGAAAAGCGAAGCUUCUGCAGCGUGGUCUGCAAGCAAGGAUUUGUGCCGGUCGGCGUGGACGGCAGUGUGAAAGGAUGGCAGGAGGACUUCCUGCAGGACAUUGGCCUGGGAGAUUUGACAGAGGAUAACUUCAAGCGCAUGGGCGGAGUCGACGGGGUGAAUGGCGACUACCUGAGUGCUGGUGAAUUGGUGGGCACCCUCUGUGACAAGGCCGCUGCCGAGCUCGGUCUACCGGCCGGGAUUGCCAUUGGCAGCGGUGUCAUUGAUGCCUACGCGGGCUGGAUUGGCACCGUAGGAUCCAAGGUCGAUCUAGACGCAGGUCAAUCCAGCAACGAUGUGCCCAAGCUCGAUAAAACGGAGGCCUUUUCCCGCCUUGCCGCUGUUGCGGGAACCUCGACCUGCCAUCUUGCCAUGUCGCCCGAUCCGGUCUUCGUGGAUGGUGUCUGGGGCCCAUACCGGGAUACGAUUCUUCCCGGAUAUUGGAUGGCCGAGGGAGGACAAUCUGCCACUGGAGAGCUGCUCAAGCAUGUCAUUGAGACUCAUCCAGCAUUCAACCAAGCCCAUUCCAUUGCCGAGUCUUACCAUGCCAACAUCUAUGAGUAUCUCAAUGAGCAUCUCAAAGAGAUGGCCCAUGACCAGGGUGCACCAUGUGUGUCUUACCUAGGGCGACAUUUCUUCUUCUAUGGAGAUCUCUGGGGAAACCGAUCGCCCAUUGCAGACCCAAACAUGACAGGGUCGAUUUUCGGUCUCACCAGCGACAAGACAGUCGAUGGGCUUGCCAUCUACUACUAUGCGACUCUUGAGUUCAUCGCUCUGCAGACCAAGCAGAUCGUGGAAACGAUGAACAAAUCAGGCCAUCGCAUUAGCUCGGUGUUCAUGUCCGGCUCCCAAUGCCAGAAUGACAUCCUGGUCAAUCUCGUGGCGUCGGCCUGUGACAUGCCAGUGUUGAUCCCGCGAUACAUCCACGCUGCCGUCUGUCAUGGUGCCGCGAUGCUCGGCGCAAAGGCCGCGAGUGCCGAUGCCCAGGGCAACACCGAAGAUCUAUGGGAUAUCAUGAACCGAAUGAGUAAGCCCGGUAAAAAAGUACUGCCAACGACGGACAGCAAUGAAAAGGCUUUGCUCAAGGUCAAGUACGAAGUGUUCCUGGAACAGUGCUUCAAGCAGCAGAAGUACCGAAGUAUGGUGAAUGAAGCCGUCGGGAGCUGGAAGUCUGCUUAG